This is a messenger RNA of Carassius gibelio (silver crucian carp), 1909 nucleotides long. Its product is annotated as carbonyl reductase [NADPH] 1. Gene Ontology annotation, molecular function: carbonyl reductase (NADPH) activity. The record is from RefSeq and is a predicted model, not a curated record. Lineage: Eukaryota; Metazoa; Chordata; Actinopteri; Cypriniformes; Cyprinidae. The coding region runs from base 158 to 988 and encodes 276 amino acids. The transcript is spliced from 4 exons.
ACAUGUUGCUAUAUCAGCACACAGAACCUGGUGCACAUGAUAUAGAUGUCAUUGCUUUAUGCAAGGCUAUUCCUCGGCGCAUGCGCAGUAAGAAGCGACGCACAUCAAAAAACAAAAGUGAAUUGAUCACCGCGGAGUAGAACAGACACUUGCAGCUAUGAGCAGCAGUAAAGUAGCUCUGGUCACUGGUGGAAAUAAAGGCAUCGGGUUCGCAAUCGUGCGGGCCAUGUGCAAGGAAUUCGCCGGAGACGUGUACCUGACAGCUCGGGAUGACGGUCGAGGAACCGCUGCCUUGGACAGUCUGAGGAAGGAGGGACUAGCACCGCUCUUUCACCGGCUGGACAUCACCGACCCCGACAGCGUCCGCUCCGCGCGCGACUUCUUCACGGAGAAGUACGGCGGCCUCGACGUGCUCGUCAACAACGCUGGCAUCGCCUUCAAGAUGGCAGACACGACCCCCUUUGGCAUCCAAGCAGAUGUGACACUGAAGACUAAUUUCUUUGCUACUAGAGACAUGUGCAAUGUGUUCCUGCCCAUUAUCAAACCUGGAGGUCGGCUGGUGAAUGUCUCCAGUGGAAUGGGCUCGGUGGCUUUAAGCCGCUGCAGUCCUGAACUCCAGGCCCGUUUCCGAAGUGAUGACAUCACAGAGGAAGAGCUAGUAGGGUUGAUGGAGCGAUUCGUCCGUGAAGCUCAGGAAGGGGUUCACGCAGAGCGAGGUUGGCCUAACACUGCAUACGGAGUCUCCAAAACUGGCCUCACCACCCUGACUAGAAUCCUGGCCCGAAAUCUGACAAAAGAGAGGCCUGGAGAUGAGAUCCUCUGCAAUGCCUGCUGUCCAGGAUGGGUCAGGACCGACAUGGCUGGACCAAAUGCAACCAAGUCACCAGAUGAGGGCGCCAUCACUCCAGUGUACUUGGCAUUGCUGCCUGAGGGGGCUAAAGAGCCCCAUGGGCAGUUUGUUUCGGAGAAGAAAGUGCAGCCAUGGUGAGAGCUAGAAAGAGGAGCUGUGUGUGUUUGUGUUGCAAAGCUAGAUUCAAGUUCAGACACACCAGAGUGAACCAUCAAGGUUUAGACAGGUUAUUUCUAGAAAGUUUUGGGCUUAAUUCAGACUGAACCCUUGACAGAAGACUUCAGGUAUUCCAAAAAGUUACAAUGGACAUUCUUGUAAAUGUUACACAAAAAGCUUUAAAAUUUUAUCAAAGUUUUGGUGAAUUGACAAAUUGAAUAUCAGCUAACUACCAAAAAAUAUGUGGUCUUAAAGAAAUAGUUCACCAAAAAAGUGGAAAAUCAGGUUGUAGGUGUGUUUGUUUCUUCAUUGAUACAGAUUUGGAGAAAUUUAGCAUCGCAUUGCAUUGCUCACCAAUGAAUCCUCUGCAGUGAAUGGGUGCUGUAAUGAUGAGAGUCCAACAGCUUUAUGUUUGUUACAAACAUGUAGCUAUUCGAGAUUCAUCAAUAAUUGACGGACUAGAGUCAUGUGCAUUACUUGAAGAUUAUUGUGAUGUUUUAUCAACUAUUUGGACUCUCAUUCUGCCGGCACCCAUUCACUAUAGAGGAUCCAUUGUGAGCAAGUGAUGUAAUGAUACAUUUCUCCAAAUCAGUUCUGAUGAAGAAACAAACUCACUGCCUGAAGGUGAGUACAUCUUUAGCAAAGUUUCAUAAUUCAGUGAGCUAUCCUUUCAAGAUUGAGACUUGUAGUUUAGAACUCAUACUUAAAUAUUAAAAGAUGCAAAAUGCAUAAAUACGAACGUUUAAAAUAAAAUAAAUAAUUAAUUUUGCUCAGUUGAUUGUAACAGUCAUCUUGUUGGGUUGGAACCGAUAAGUGUUGUACUUAUAAAUAAUACUGUUAUAAAUGUAAUUAAUCUGGAAAAGAAAACUGAAUUACAAAAAUAAAAUUCCAUGAUAUUUCUCA